Phalacrocorax carbo (great cormorant) is the source of this 2602-nucleotide messenger RNA. Lineage: Eukaryota; Metazoa; Chordata; Aves; Suliformes; Phalacrocoracidae. The record is from RefSeq and is a predicted model, not a curated record.
CCGCCAGGCCCCGCCCCGCCCCUCCCAGCGUGCCCCGCCCGCGGAAGCGCGGCCCUGGGGGGCGGGGCCUGCGUGCGCUCCGGCGGGACGGCGGGGCCCGGAGCACAGCCCUGCAAUUGCUGAGAAAUAAUUCCUAGCGUUCUUUGUGACUGCCUGACCCACAACCUGGGAGCAAAUACGCUUGCGCUACAGUUCAACUUAAUCCAAUGAUGUAUUGCUGGAAAAGCAGCUGCAGUGGUUCAGACUUGCAUUUCCUUUUUUUGGGGGAACCAGCGGUCUUCUCUUGAACUCCCAAGAAAUCACCAUCUGGAUGUUUCGCCUUCGAUUUCUUCCCAUUGCAGCAGGGCUGUCUGCUCUUGUGCGGUGUUACCAUGGGAUGGGACAUCACCCCAGGACCAGGCGCAGGCUUGUGGUGGCGGCUUUUAUAGGGACGACUGCAGGAACAGCAAGUGCCAGGUUCCUUUGGCAGAGGGCCUACGCAGAAGACUCGUCCUCUGUAAGACACGAUCCGAGUACAGAGCCGAGCGAGAAGGUGAAGCAGGAGGAGGAGGAGAGCAGCGGCAGUGAAGGUAGAAAGGCUGUUGCAUCGGGUGACGAGGAGGCUCAGCCAGAAGGGAAGAAGAAAAAGCGUUCUGGGUUCAGGGACCGUAAGGUGAUGGAAUAUGAGAACAGGAUCAGAGCCUACUCCACACCGGACAAAAUCUUCAGAUACUUUGCCACUUUGAAAGUCAUAAACGAGCACGGUGAAUCGGAGGUUUUUAUGACACCGCAGGAUUUUGUGAGAUCGAUAACGCCUAAUGAAAAACAACCAGAAAACCUGGGCCUGGAUCAGUUUAUAGUGAAACGCUAUGAUGGGAAGAUACAGGUUAAAUUUUCAUCUAAAUUAUUAGCUGAGCUCAUCCCCACUCUGCAGUCACAUUCAAUGAAAUUAUCCCAGGAGCGAGAGAAGUUUGCCGAUGAAGACAGCAUAUUUUAUGCACUUGGAGAAUGCGGACUCAUUUCUUUUUCUGACUACAUCUUCCUCACGACAGUCCUUUCCACUCCCCAGAGGAAUUUCGAAAUCGCCUUUAAGAUGUUUGAUCUGAACGGUGACGGCGAGGUGGACAUGGAAGAGUUUGAGCAGGUCCAGAGCAUUAUUCGCUCCCAAACCAGCAUGGGCAUGCGCCACAGAGACCGGUCUACAACGGGGAACACCCUGAAAACUGGCUUCAACUCUGCGCUGACAACGUACUUCUUUGGGGCAGAUCUGAAGGGGAAGCUGACCAUCUCCCACUUCCUCGACUUCCAGCGCAAACUGCAGCACGAUAUUCUGAAGCUCGAGUUUGAGCGGCACGACCCGGUGGAGGGGCGGAUCACGGAGCGGCAGUUCGGCAGCAUGCUGCUGGCCUACAGCGGGGUGCAGUCCAAGAAGCUCACUGUCAUGCUGAAGCAGCUCAAGAAGCACUUCCAAGACGGAGAGGGUCUGACGUUUGAGGAGGUGGAGAGCUUCUUCACUUUUCUGAAGAACAUAAAUGACGUGGACACAGCUUUGAGCUUCUACCACAUGGCUGGAGCUUCGCUUGAUAAAGUGACGAUGCAGCAAGUGGCCAGGACGGUGGCCAAGGUGGAGCUCUCUGACCACGUGUGCGACGUGGUGUUCGCGCUCUUCGACUGUGAUGGGAACGGUGAGCUGAGCAAUAAGGAAUUUGUUGCCAUAAUGAAGCAGCGCCUUAUGAGAGGCUUGGAGAAGCCCAAGGACAUGGGCUUCACACGACUCAUGCGGGCGAUGUGGAAAUGCGCCCAGGAGACGGCGUGGGACUUCACCAUGCCCAAGCAGUAGCGGGGCUAGGGGGAAGCGCCUGGCUUCCCUGCCUCAGCCCUGCCACCACCGCCUGCAGGCGAGCGCCGCCGCUGUGGACACCUGUGGAGUGGCACCAGGCUCUGGAGAGCCCAGACUCUUCUUAACAGGAGUUUUUUGUAAAUCGGAAGUCAGAAAUCAAAGCCUGUUGUAUUCACAGCUUCUGCUUGCUGCUGGCCCCAUUAAUAUGCCUCUCUCAGGAAAAAGGACUUUUCUUACUGCCGCCACCCCUGCUUUGUGAUGCGCCCUUCCUGCAGAGCUGGGCAUCAAGCGAGCUGGUCGGGCUGCACCCAAAUCAUUGUCAUUUAACGUUAUUACAAAAUGGCAUGGGGUUUAUUCUAAUUCUGAGAUUGCUCCUAAGAAAGAAGCUGUGGGAUUCCUGGAUAGAUCGUACUGGUCGGACCUAGGAGCAGAGGCUGGAGGAGGCAGGUGCAGAGAGCACCCCAGGAUUUCGUUGGCCAAAUGCUCUGUGCUCCCUGAGGGUGUCGGUGGGUGGAGGGGAUGGGUGCACCCGCAGAGGGGCUGUUUGAGCUGAGGUGCUGCCUCUGGCAUAAGAGCAGUUAAAAGUGGUGGAGCAACCAGCUCUGCUGCCCAUCCUGCCUUGCAUAAGCAACCUGCUGCGGGAGGUCUCAAAUUAUUUCUUUUUAAAUGGAGAGUCCUCUCCGUGGGGAAUUGCUGUUCUGCAAUGGGAACAGGCUGAAAGAUGUUAUUUUCAGAGUGUUGUCCUCUCUGUAAAGUAUCAUGUAAAGAUAUUGCUCACAACAA